This is a messenger RNA of Pelobates cultripes (western spadefoot toad), 29752 nucleotides long. The record is from the annotation of a GenBank genome assembly. Lineage: Eukaryota; Metazoa; Chordata; Amphibia; Anura; Pelobatidae.
AUGGGAUUUGAUGAAAAGAGGUUCAUGUUUGAUGGUCUCUGCCAGUAUACAAUUGUUGAGGUAAGUUUAAGAAAAACAUCAAUCACUUAUUUGCAACCACUACAUAUUUGAAAUAUGCACUACAUACUUGGUUAUAUGGCUUUUGUUUACACAUAUUACUGUGUACCACAUAAAAGAAGUAUGGUAAUUCCAAAAAGACUUUUAAAAAACAAUGAAAACAUGAGGUAUUAUGAACAAGCAGCAUUUUUUUUAUGAGAAAAAAUGUACAUACAGGUUCUUAAGUUAGCCCUCCAAGCACCAUAACCCAAACAGCAAUAUGUAUUGGUUAUGGUGCAAGGAGUUCCCUGGAAUCCCCCCCUCCCAAUUGUAAGUAACUAUACUGAUUCCCACCUCCACUACUUCCUAUGGAGAGCUGGAAACUCCUAAAAAGAAGCCUCUACUAAUUUCUACUACUUUUGCUACUGUCUGUCAUAGCUAAGCCCAACGGUUAAGGUCUUAGGAGCUUCUGGCACUACAGAAGAAAUAGUGGAGACAGAGAGCAGUGUAGGAAGUCAAACCAUUCAAAAAUGGUCUACUCCUUGCAUCAUAAUGACUACUUCAUGAUUAAGUGUUCAUGGUGUUAAAUAUUCUUUUAAUGUAUGGGAAUUGGGAUUUAGUUUGAAUUACUUUUUUUCCAGUUUGACUUCCUAGAAAUUAUAAUUUGAUUACUUAAGGAAAUUCCACUUUCUAGAUCACUGGCCUUAGGUGAUGAUUAUCAUUAGCAAUAAAUAUUGUUUUUGACACUUUACAAUAGAUGUAACCAGUGGCAGAACUACAAUGGUCACAGGUCCGACCCUGCAACUGGGAUGCCCGCCAGCAUUGUGAUGCAACCCCAGCCGCACGGAGCAAUUGCAGGGGCCGCAUUGAAGGGGCCCGUUUGGUGGCCCAUGCUCUUGUGGCCACCUGGAGCCCAGUCAGUGCUGCAGCGCUGCAGCACUUUAAGAGUGCAACCAGGUCCCAGUGAUUACAUCAGAGCACUAGGAGGAAGCCAUCACUUCCUCCCAGCUAACAGAGCCGUGCUGGAGGAGAGCAUCAGAAAAAGAGGAGGGAGUCAGAGUGGGAGCUCUGACUCCCAUCAGCAUUAGGUAGCCACUGGACCCCAGGGAAAUCACUCCCCUGCACCUAAAGGUAGAAAACAGGAGGGGGAACUAACAUUUUUAACAGUUUGUGUGUGUGUUAAUGUCUGUAUCUGUGUGUCUGUAUGUUUGUCUGCAUGUGUGUGUAUGUUUGUAUGUGUGUGUGUCUGCAUGUGUGUGUAUCUAUUUGUUUGUAUGUAUAUCUCUUUGUAUGUAUAUGUAUCUGUUUGUCUGCAUUUGUGUCUGUAUUGUAUUUUUUUUGUCUGUAUGUGUUUCUCUUUGUCUGUGUAUCUUUUUGUUUGCAUGAGGGUCUGUAUGUAUAUCUGUUUGCAUGUGUGUCACUGUUUUCCCCUAUGUAUCUGAAAGUGUGUCACAGUUUAUAUCUGUAUAUGUGUCAUUGUAUUUCAGUGUUUGUUAUUAAGUGUGUCUGUGUAUCUGCAUCCUGUCUAUAUGUGUAUCUGUCUGUAUGUGUGUCUGUAUGUGUGUCUGUGUGCCCUGUGUCUGCAUGUGUGUUUGCAUGUGUAUCUGUUUUUUCUGCAUGUGUUUCGGUAAGUGUAUCUGUUUGCAUAUGUGUCAAUGUGUGCCCAUAUGUAUCUGUAUGUGUGUACUGUUUGUAUUUGUAUACAUGUCAUUCUGUGUAAGGAUAUCUGCAUGUGUUAAUAUGUGUAUCUUUCUGUAUAUCCACAUGUGUGUCAGUGUGUGUCUGUGUACCUGUAUGUAUCUGUAGAAGUGUAAUUAUGUGUAUCUGAAUAUCUGAAUGUGUGUAAUUCUGUGUUUAUGUAUUAGUAUGUGUGUCCGUGUAUGUAUCUAUAUGUGUUAUGUUAUACAACUGGAGGGGCAGGGAGGGGAGUCGGGAGACGUAUGUGGGGAAGGAGGAGGCAGGAUCCCAGGGCAAUUUUGGCACCAGGGCCCUGUGGUUUCUAGUUACACCUCUGGAUGUAACCCAAUCAAACCCAUUAGUAAUUUUGCAGGAUGCAUACAAGCUGCAACAUCUAUUCAGUAAUACCAGGGUACUCUACAGGGAAGGCAAUAAAGAGGGAGGGCUGGCCCUGUAUGUGAAGGAUAGCAUAAAAUCUAGCCUAAUAAAAGUUAGUGAGGCGAACAUAGAGUCUGUUUGGGUUACGUUAGAAUUUGGUAAUCACACAGUAACUCGUGAAGGUGUGAUUUAUAGGCACCCAGGACAAAUUGAAAAGUUAGAUAAUCUACUAGUUGAGGAAAUAGCUAAAAUGACAAUGAAGGGGGAUGUUAUUAUCAUGGGUUACUUUAAACUUCCUGAUGUGAAUUGGAAAACAAAAAUAGCUACUUGUGCCAGGAGCACACAUAUUCUUAACUCCCUACUGAGAUUAUCUCUAAAACAAGUCGUAAAGAGGCCAUACUAGAUUUAGUGUUAACAAAUGGAGAUUUGGUAUCAGAUAUUACUGUAGGUGAAAGUUUAGGAUCCAGUGAGCAUCAGUCAGUGUGGUUUAAUAUAAGAACAGUGACUGAGUCACACCACACAAAAACAAAAGUUUUAGACUUUAGAAAAACAGACUUUUCUAAAAUCAGAAUAUGUGUAAAGGAGUCAUUAUCGGACUGGAGCAGUUUAAAUGGAGUAAAAGAGAAAUGGGAUUAUUUAAAAGUUGCACUACUGAAGGCAACAGGAAAUUGCAUUAGGCUUGUCAGUAAAAGCAAAAAAUAAAAUAAACCACUGUGGUACUCCGCAGAUGUGGCCAAAAUAGUAAAAUACAAAAAGUUAGCAUUUAGUAAUUAUAAAAAACCCAGAGUGAGGAAGACAGAUUAUAAAAUUAGGCAGAAAGAGGCUACGCAAGUUAUAAGAGCUUCCAAAUCACACACAGAAGAGAAAAUAGCACAGUCAGUACAAAAAGGGGAAAAAACAUUUUUAGAUACAUAAAUGAGAAAAGGAAAAUAAAACAAAGAUUAGUUAGAUUAAAAACAAAAGAAGUUAUGUAGAAGAGGAUAAAGGUCUAGCUGACUGCCUCAAUGAAUAUUUUUGUUCCGUAUUUACAAAUGAAAAUGAAGGAAAGGACCUCAGUUAAGAAAAAGGAUAAAUGAGUCAUUUAUUACACGUGAGUUUACAGAGGAAGAGGUUCUAUUUCAACUGUCAAAAGUAAAGACAAAUAAGUCUAUGGGCCUGAUGGAAUACACCUAAAGUUAUUAAAAGAGCUUAGUGGUGUACUAGCAAAACCAUUAACAGAUUUAUUUAACCAAUCAUUGUUAACAGGAGUAGUCCCAGAAGAUUGGAAGUUAGCGAAUGUUGUGCCCAUUCACAAGAAAGGUAAUAGGGAGGAAUCGGGCAGCUAUAGGCCAGGAAGCCUUACUUCAGUAGUGGGGAAAGUAAUGGAAACCAUGUUAAAGGAUAGAAUUGUUUAACAUCUAAAAACACAUGGAUUACAAGAUCGGAGACAACAUGGGUUUACUUCAGGGAGAUCGUGCCAAACUAAUCUUAUUGAUUUUUUUGAUUGGGUAACUAAACUAAUAGAUCAGGGUGGUGCAGUAGACAUUGCUUACCUAGAUUUCAGUAAGGCUUUUGACACUGUUGCACAUAGAAGGCUUAUCAAUAAACUGCAAUCUUUAAGUUUAGAUUCCAAUAUUGUUGGGUGACAGGCAACAGAGGGUUGUAGUCAAUGGAGUAUAUUCGAUGCUUGGGCUUGUCACCAGUGGGGUACCUCAGGGAUCUGUACUUGGACCAAUUCUCUUUAAUAUUUUUAUUAGUGAUAUUGCAAAAGGUCUUGAUGGUAAGGUAUGUCUUUUUACUGAUGAUACUAAGAUAUGUAACAGUGUUGAAGUUCCAGGAGGGAUAAGCCAAAUGGCAAAUAAUUUGGGUAAACUAGAAAAAUGGUCAGUGUUGUGGCAACUGACAUUUAAUGUGGAUAAGUGCAAGAUAAUGCAUCUUGGACGUAAAAACCCAAGGGCAGAGUACAGAAUAUUUGAUAGAGUCCUAACCUCAACAUCUGAGGAAAGGGAUUUAGGGGUGAUUAUUUCUGAUGACCUAAAGGUAGGCAGACAAUGAAAUAGAGCAGCAGGAAAUGCUAGCAGAAUGCUUGGUUGUAUAGGGAGAGGCAUUAGCAGUAGAAAGAGGGAAGUGCUCAUGCCAUUGUACAGAACACUGGUGAGACCUCACUUUGAGUAUUGUACGCAGUACUGGAGACUGUAACUUCAGAAGGAUAUUGAUACUUUAGAGAGAGUUCAGAGAAGGGCUACUAAACUGGUUCAUGGAUUGUAGGAUAAAACUUACCAUGAAAGGUUAAAGGAUCUUAACAUGUAUAGCUUGGAGGAAAGACAAGACAGGGGGGAUAUGAUAGAAACAUUUAAAUACAUAAAGGGAAUCAACACAGUAAAGGAGGAGACCAUAUUUAAAGAGGACAUAGUCUUAAAUUAGAGGACAUAGUCUUAAAUUAGAGGGGCAAAGGUUUAAAAAUAAUAUCAGGAAGUAUUACUUUACUGAGAGGGUAAUGGAUGAAUGCAAUAGCUUUCCAGCUGAAGUGGUAAAGAUUAACACAGUAAAGGAGUUUAAGCAUGCGUGGGAUAGGCAUAAGGCUAUCCUAGCUAUAAGAUAAGGUCAUUUAGAAAAUUGGGCAGACUACAUGGGCCGAAUGGUUCUUAUCUGCUGUCACAUUCUAUGUUUCUAUGUUUCUCUAAUAGGUUUCUGAAUACAUUAAAUGUUCCCUAUAAGUGAUGAAAGUCAACUUAUUUAACUCCUUAAGGACCAAACUUCUGGAAUAAAAGGGAAUCAUGACAUGUCACACAUGUCAUGUGUCCUUAAGGGGUUAAGUAGUUUUAAAAAAAAAUGUUUUGUAAUCGUGUAUGUUUUCCUCUAUUUAAUAACUUUAUUGUUACAGGAUUAUUGCAAUAGUGAUCACGGGACAUUUCGAAUCCUAGCACAAAGUGUACCCUGCUGUGAUGAUGGAAAAACCUGUGCAAGAAAAAUAACAAUAGAUUUUCAGGUAUCUAUGUUGUUUACAUGUUUAAAUGUGUCUAUAAUUUAUAAAUGUAUCUAUAAUAUUAAAUAAAUGAAUGAAUAAAACAUUAGGUCUCACAAAUAUAUAUUGGUGUUUUGUUUUUUUCCAGGGGAUUGUCAUUACUCUCCAAGAUGGAAACGCAAUAAUCGAAAGCUCUGAAAUAUUAGAUUGCUCAAGUAGUCAAUAUACACCUUUAUAUUCAAUGAACACAGUUGGUUUAUACAUAACUUUCUCAUUUCUAAAUGGACUUACUUGUAUCUGGGACCGAUAUACAAGAUUGACAGUUCGACUAGAUUCACGUUGGAAUGUAAGUAAAUAAUUACAAAAUUAUGACAUUUCAUUUUACUAUUAUUAUUAUUUCUGAGCUGUUUAAUUAAUUUGUUUCCAGCAAAACAAUAGCAUUUAGCAUUAAACUGUUUUAUAUGUUUUAUUUAAAUAACGGAUCAAAAAGAUUGUUGCAAUAAAAAAAUAGAGAAUUAAUAAAACAGGCCUGUUGAACACAGAAUCAUAUUAGGCUAACAUAUUAUACUGCUGGCUUGUUAGUUAAAAUGUAUAUUGAUAGCAUUUUAUUUACUUUGAAUUACUGAUUGAUAUUUUCAUUUUUCUACACGUGUUUUAAAAUGUAAGUUUUAGUAUCCUUUCCCUCUUUAUUUUUAACUGUAUGAUAGAAUUGUUUAUUCUGUGACAAAUACUUAACAGCACUUUUGUAUUUAUUUACAAACAAUUACAUUUGAUAAAGCAUUGAAGGGACACUCUAAAUACAAUGACAGCUUCAGCUUAAUAAAGUAGGUUUGGUGAUUCUGCCUUUACAGUCUACAUGGUAAGUUAUGUUCCCCUGAGUUGUUAAAUCUGUUUGUUUAUGCAGCCCUAUUCACAUAUUCCCUGGCUGUGACUCACUCUGCCAUCCUACACACUUCCUGAAAUAGUAUGCUUUUUUUGUAACUUCCCUUACUGUACAGAGUUUAGAUCAGACUCUCCCAUUCUAUUAAAGGACCACUAUAGUGCCAGGAAAACAUACUCGUUUUCCUGGCACUAUAGUGCCCUGAGGGUGCCCCCACCCUCAGGUUCCCCCUCCCGCACGGCUCUGGAAAGGGGAAAAGGGGUAAAACUUACCUUUUUCUAACGCUGGGCGGGGAGCUCUCUGCCUCCGAUCGGCUGAAUGCGCACGCGCGGCAAGAGCUGUGCGCGCAUUCAGCCGGUCACAUAGGAAAGCAUUAUCAAUGCUUCCUAUGGAUGCUUGCAUGCUCUCACUGUGAUUUUCAAGCGCCUCUAGCGGCUGUCAAUGAGACAGCAACUAGAGGCUUUGGGGGAAGGCUUAACCUAUUUACAAACAUAGCAGUUUCUCUGAAACUGCUAUGUUUAUUAAAAAAAAUGGAUUAACCCUAGCUGGACCUGGCACCCAGACCACUUCAUUAAGCUGCAGUGAUCUGUGUGCCUAGAGUGGUCCUUUAAGUGCCUGCUAGAGCCAACAAAGCCUCUUUUACAGAUUGAAGUUCAAUAGACAGAGCAGGAGAUGAGAACUUAAAAAAACCCCAAAAACUUAACUAUAAAGAAAUUAAACACAGAAUGCUGUAAAAGUAAACUUUUUUUUCACAAACGCUGUAUGUUAUUCCUUUUGGGUAGUUAAAUGAACAAUCCACUGCACAUAUUAGAAGAAAAAACACUGAAAUCACUGUUUAGUAGAUACACCCCCAAUGAAUACAUGCAGGCAUUUUAAUUCAUUAAUUAAUUGGGGUAUAUCUUAAAACAGUUUGCAAAAACUACAGUUCUUAUGAACUGCAGCAUUUGCAAGCCCUCCUCCUUUUCUCUGGAAAAAAACUUUUAGUCUCCUUCAGGGAGAUUAGCCUAUGAAGAAACUACACCUUUUGUUUCUUUAACUUUGAUUUUCCUCCUUCAGUAGAUAAAACUACCGAACACCGACCACCCCUCUGGUUCAUUAACUACAAAGCAAACUGCAGAUUAAAGUCUCUCCCUGUGUGGCUGCCAUUCAUAUAGGCCGAACGCCACAUGCUGGAGAAAAAGGCAGCCAUUUUGUUCACAUGGAAGGAGGCUGCGGGACUUGGUCAUUGAGUAUCUGGAACUAAAAUCAGACACUCAACUUCCCGAACGCCGGUCAACUUUGCAAACGACUGCUUCUUUUCACUGACUAGCCAGGAGAGCGCUAGGUUUGUUCCCACGAAAUAGGGGAACUGCUACCUCUGAAACUGUUUUGGACAUAAGACUUUCUGUGCGGUUGGUCAAAUGAUGACUUCCCGAACCCCUGAACCGAUCUGGGUGAUUGUUUUGAUAUGCUUGUCCCCCAUAUCGGGGUUAUCAAGGGAUGUGACUGUUGUGGAUUUCCAUGUGUUUUGGGGGUACUUUCUAGGUGCUAUUAAAAUGUAUGUUUUCUGUGCCUGGAGAUAAUUGAGUUUAGUACAGUUCCCGACUCAAUUAUCUCACAGGUACAGGGGAGGAAUUAUCCUGUUUUGUGUGUGAGUGUCCUGUACCUGAGAGCCAGUGUAGUUACAGUGUGUACUUUGCCAUAGUCCCCUCUCAGGUCCAGUGGGGAAUGCCCCUGGAAUAUGUCACGGUAAACCCCUUGCAUGGGGACAUGCAUAUAAACCUGCCAGUUGGCCUGAGUAAAUUCAUUCCUGUUGUACCCUUCAUCUAGUUUAGGCUGAUGUUUGGGUAUGUGUCUGAUUGCGUGGAGAAUUUACUGGAAUACUGCAUUUUCUUCUGGAGAACGUUUGAAUCAACACCCAAACUGCAAACUAUAAUCGCUCAGCCUUUAGCACUCCCCGACGAACCGAAAGCAAACAGUAUCUGAAAUUACCAGCAUUGUUAACAUAGCCAAUCAGCGGUUGUUUAUUGAGAAGCCUCUGGAGGGCUCCCUCCAUGCACGUGCAUGCUAGCUCAUGUGCUCACAUCGGCUUGUGCGCACACACAAGCAGCAUUCUGAUCUGAAGUCUGGAUGUAGUUCUGAAGUAUGUAGAGUAGAGCAGGAUUGCCACUUUUUAGGUAGAAAAUGAGCCCAUAUUACUAAAGGGAACACAAAAAAUGGGUGAUAAAACCUAAGUCCUAAGUUGCAAACAGGAAAAAACAAAAAAAUAAUAAUAUAUAAUGUGUUCCCUAUUAGGGAAGAUAAUUGCUGUGUCCCAAUAUGUAGCAACUAUUUAUAACAAAUUGCCAAAGAAGAUGAGGUACUGCUGUGGGCACUAAAUAGGGGACUGCUGUCUAAACAUUGGAUUUAGGUGCAAUAAGGCGUAGUAAGAUAGAUAACUCUUGGUAGCUCUACUAGCCAAUUUUAAUAGCUCGAACAAUAUUUAGAGGUUUAGCAAUCAUUAGUCUCUAAAACAAUGUGUAUUAGUACAUUACAGCUAAAGUCCCUUUUAGUAGGUCCCUAUUGAUCUCAGCACAGUUAUGACCUAUUAAGCAAGGUGAUUAACUAGAAUAUAAUGUAGAAGGCAACCUAGGAACAAUCUUAAAGUUUUAACGUACAGCUUAAUCCUAUAGUAUCUUAAAUUAGCUGUGCUUGUGCCUUCUUGGACACCUGAUAGUCUUAUUGUCUAUUGGCUAAAUACACUAGUUCUAACCUAUAAUAUCUAUGCUAUCUUGAGUUAGCUGAGUUAUACCUUUGUGGACACCUGAUAAUCUUGUCUUCUGUCAGCUAAAUACACUAGUUCUAAUCUCCAAUACCUAAGAUUUAGCAAAAUACUAAAUACAGAUGGUGGCUACAGAAAAAUAAUCAUCUUGAUUGACUAAUUUGUCAACAAAAUGUUCCUACAUUCUAAAAGGAACUUAUGUAUAAUUCAGACAUUCACAGUUCAGUAGAGAGACCAGACCAAACAGAUCAGUAGUAGAGCCAGCAGCAGCAGAUUGUAAUAAAUGUAAGAUUUUACUAUAGGGAGGGCUAGAUGGUGGUUCUGUGUCCCAAGGAUCAGGGACGCAUAAUUUUGUUUCCUGACCCUAUAGUGUUCUUUUAAUGUCAUAUUGUGCUAUACUAAAUCUAGAGGAAGACCUUGCUAAAAGCUGCAAUUGAACUUGAAUUUUUAUAAAUCUACAUUUGAGAUUGUAAAGUACUGCAGUAUUGUACAUUGUUUUUCAGUUACCAUUAUUUGUUUUUGUUUUUAAUCAACAUAGGGAAAGGUUUGCGGCCUCUGUGGAAAUAACAAUGGAAAUAUGAAGGAUGACUUCAAAGCAAGGGAUGGAUCUUUAGUUGUUGAAACUCUGAGAUUUGCCGACUCAUGGAAAACUGACCCGUUUUGUAAAAAUACAGAAACACAAGUAUUCCCUUGCGAUAAAAAUCCAUACUGUAAAGCUUGGGCAGAAAGAAAAUGCAGUAUCAUAAAAACUUCUGUAUUUGGAAACUGUCACAAAAAGGUAAUGUUAUGAAAACACAGCAUUUACUAUAUUAAACAGUUUUCUGAUUUUCACAAUAUUGAAGCAGAAAAUUGCACCAUGUGUGCAAGUAAAGCCACCACUCCAAUUAGAAAUUAUUAGAAAUUUAAAGAAACAUCCCAGAGUUAGUAAUAUACAUAUGUAUUCCUAAUGCUAUAGUGCCCUAAUCACCAUCUAUGUGAGGUAGUUAACUCACUUUUUUCCCUUGUCGCAUUGUAUCUGUAUAUCUGCAUGUGUGUCAGGCUGUGUAUCUGUGUGUCUGUAUGUGUGUCAGUGUGUGUGUCGCUGUAUCUAUAUGUAGUCAGUGUGCGUACCUUUAUAUCUGCAUGUAUGUCAGUGUUUGUAUCUGUGUAUCUGCAUGUGUGUCAGGUUGUGUAUCUGUGUGUGUGUCUAUGUGUGUGUCAGUGUAUCUCUAUGAAGUCUGUGUGUAUCUGUAUGUUCUUGUGUGUAUCUAUAUGCGGUCAGUGUGUAUCUGCAUGUGUCAAGUAGUGUAUUUGUGUGUAUCUAUAUGUAGUCAGUGGGCCCAAGUAAAUGCUUGUCAUGGGACCAAUCAAAAUUAAAGACGGCCCUGGCUAUGGCAUCCAGAUAAUGUCAUUGAGAUUAAGUGAUCUGGGUGCCUAGUGUGUUCCUUUAAGUCAUGUUAGCUAUCAAUGGCAUAUGGUGAAGUAUUUUGGUGUGGAGUUAGUAUUUGUGUGAAUGCAUGUCAGUAUUUGCACUUACAAAAACUCAUACAAUGUCACUUUUUAUCCAGAACACCUAGAGACAAUGAAGUCUUAGUGUCCAUGUAGCUGUUUUUUUGUGUGUAUGAAAUGUUAUGAAAUAUGAAAUGUCAUGAAAGUGGGGUGUGUCUCUUUGGGUGCAAUGUUUCUGUGCAUAUUGUGCAAUUGUUGUGUGACUGUAUUGUUGGUUUUAAGUGCAAGUUUACCUGUAUAUUUUUAGUUGGUUUCCUGUUCUGUGCUACAUCUUUCUUUAAUAGGGAUGUGCAGGGAAAUUAUUUUGUUCUAUUCAUUGGUGUGACAUCAAACAGAGAAUGCCCUUUUCUUAAAUUGGAUAUUAGUAGAUAUUUCAAAAUUUGCUAUCCUUACUAUGGAUUGCCAUAAUUAAGGAUACCAAAUAAGAGAAAGGUCUGCUAAACAUCUAACAGCAGAGGCAGCUCUCUAAUUAGGUGAUUUAGGUGGCCACCUAAAGCCUCGAGGCUGCCUAAAUCAUCAUAGUGCAGACUGACCAGUCGGAUCCUUGGUCCAUCACUGAUGGUCUGACACCAAGAGGGGGCCUGGAGGCUUGUCCUGUGUACCACCGGGUGCGAGUCCCCUCUGCUCAUUCUACUCUGAGGGGGAGUGAUCAAGUGCCACCAGUCUGCAACUUUGCCGGGUGCAGAGCUGCAGACUGUAAAGUAAGUUUAUCGCAAUCUGGCAAAUCAGAGCAUUGCCGUGGGUUACAAUUGCAACGCUCUGACUGGAGCUUGCAAGACACUUACCAUGUCCUAUGGUCUCUCCCAGAUCAUCAGCCACAGCAAGGAGAGCCAGCCAACCUGAUGAUCUGGGAGAGACCAUUGGACAACCAGGGAAUUCCAUCAAAGACGAAGGUAUUUGAAUGCAUUUACUGUUUGGAGGCUGGUCACUGAAACACAGCCUCCCCACACAGUGUCACUGCCACCUUCUUUCACACACUGUAACUGUUUACACUGUCACUAUUAUACACUGUCAACCCCCCCAAAACAGUCACCCCCUAUCAUUCACAAUGUCACCCACUCCCACACACACUGUCACUCCAUCCACACUGUUACCUCCUUCCACAUAGGGUUCCCGUCUCGCACACUGUCUCCAUCACAUCCUCCUACACACUGUAACCUCUAUUACCCAGACACACUCACCUGCCCUCACUCUUCACCCUCCUAAUCCUGUCACUCUCCCCCCUCCAACCAUACCAAACUCACCUGCUCUCACUCUCCCUCACCCUAUCCUAUUUAGGCCCACUAAUCCUUUCACACUCACCUUCUCUCGCACUGUCACACUCAUCCCCAACCCUGUCACACUCACCUCCCCUUGUUCUGUCGCACUCCCUCCUCCAACCAUGUCACAUUCGCUCCAACCCUGUGAUACACUACCCUAAGCAUACCAACUUACCCUUUCACAUUAAUACCUUCAAUCUUGUCACACUUAUCCCCUAACCAUGCCACACUUGCCUUGUCACAAUGACUUCCCAAUCCUGUCAUACUUAUCUCCCAUUGACUGUCACCCCUCCUCCUCCAAACAUGACACAUUCAUCCCAACCAUGCUACAUGUAUUCUGUUACAUUAACCACCAUUCCUGUCACACUUACCUCCAUUUGCACUGUCACACUCUCUCUUCCAGUCAUGUCUCAGACACAUACACAGAUAGACAAUGCCAGACACACUGAGAAAUAUAAAACAAAAUACAGUCCUCACUCAGGAGAAAACCCUUAUGAUCCACAGAAAAAUACACAGAAAUAAUGAAAAAGUGCACAUUUAUUGAUACAAAAAUUGCGGCGAUGUAUGGCAGAAAAUAGUCAUGGCAGCACUCCAAAAAGCUGAAAAUAAGACCAGGAAUAUUGAGUAACACAAACAGCAAAUAAUAAUCACAAGAUGGAAAAACAGAGAUCCAGGCAAGGACAACACAUUUGCAAAAAAUAGGAACACUUAGUGAAUUAAAUAUUAAAUAGUUGUGAUACUAGCGCUGAUGACACUCAGAAAUAUACACAUCCAGAUACACAUUGUAACUGUAUGACUGUAUUUGUCAGCAUGUGUUUCUCUGUGCAUCUGUUUGUUUGUAUGUGCAUGUAUCAGAGUAUGUAUAUGUGUACAUGUAUUUUUGUGCUUGUGUCUAUGGCUGCAAUUUGAAUAUAUUAAUAUCUAAUAUAAAUAUUUAUAAAUACAUUAAAAGAUUUUUUGCCCAAUCAAAAUUUUCAUGUUUCCCUUCAUACUGGCACUUAUGUAUACACAAAAUAAAAGAUAAAAACGGUUUCUAGCGCUCACUAUGUCCAAAUGUGAAAGACAGCUGUUACCCCCAAAUGAGAGUCUCUCUUGUCUGGUCAUCAAUAUGGAAUAGAGGAGAUGAAAAAUUGGGAGAAGCGCCUUGGAGGGAUCGUCAAAUUCCAAGUGGCAUGUGGUGGGAAAAUAGAGGAAAAAUAUAUGGUGCAGUAUGUCAAAUUUCCAAAUUAAAACAAGGAAAUACACUUACAGUGUAGAGAGCUAUCUCUUAGCUUUAGAUGUAGCACCUUGGCAGUUACAUCCCCACCUAUGGAUAUAACGAUUAAAAACUAUUUGAGAGCAAAAAGAAGGUUUUGUUCAAUCCAAAACGCUUGGGUAGUAUAUUCUCAACGAAUGAAAAUAACAUAGUUACAUAGCUGAAAAGAGACUUGUGUCCAUCAUUUUCAGCCUUCCUCACAUUUGUUUUUUGCUAUUGGUCCAAAAGAAGGCAAAAAGUUUGGCAAAAUCCAUUUUGAAGCACUUCCAAUUUUGCAACAAGCUAGGAAAGAAUUCCUUCUUGACCCCAGAAUGGCAGUCAGAUUUAUCCUUGGAUCAAACAGUUAUUACCCUACAUUGAAAGAUUAUAUCCUUGAAUAUUCUGUUUUUGCAGUAUGCAUCUAGUAGCUUUUUGAACAUCUGUAUGAACUCUGAUAAAACCAGAAUUAGGCAGAGAAUUCCACAUCCUUAUUAUUCCUACAGUAAAAAAACCUUUCCUUUGCUUUAGACAAAAUCUUCUUUCUUCCAGUCUAAACACAUGACCUUGUGUCCUAUGUAAAGUCCGGUUUGUGAAUAGAUUUCCACACAAUGCUUUGUAUUGGCCCCAAAUAUAUUUGUAUAAUGUUAUCAUAUCCCCUCUCAGGCGAUGUUUUUCUAAACUAAAUAGGUUUACAUUUGUUAACCUUUCUUCAUAGCUGAUAUGUUCCAUUCCUUUUAUUAAUUUUGUAGCCCGCCUCUGCACUUUUUCUAGUGCCAUAAUAUCCUUCUUUAGAACAGGUGCCCAAAAUUGCACAGCAUAUUCAAUAUGUGGUCUUACCAGUGAUUUAUAAAGAGGCACAAUUAUAUUCUCGUCUUGAGAAUGAAUGCCUUUUUUCAUGCAUGACAAUACCUUACUGGCCUUGGUGAUGUAUUAUUGUCAGGAAAUUCAGGAAGGUCCAGAAGUAUAAUAUAGAAUACACUUUAUUACUGCUCACAUAAAUAAAAGCAAAUAUGGGAACAAGUAUACAAAGCAUACUUAAUUGGUGCACUUUUUCAAGUGCAUUACAGGGAUAUGGUUCCUCAUAUGUCAUCUGACCCCUCUUCUCAAUUAACAGUACAUCUGAGUAAAUUCCCUUAACAAUUACAAUCUUUAAAAGUAGGGAGGCAAACCAUGUUUAAAAUUAUAACACACAUUAAAAACAAGUAUUACAUAGCUGGAAAAGGUGUACCGAGGUGGCGGCUGACAGUUGCGCCACAUGAUUGGCAUUGUCGUGGCUUGGAAUGUAUAGAAAACUAUGCCUAUAGCCAAUGGCAGAUAGGGGCUCUGGAUGCUACUAGUGGGGGUUGGGUGCAAAAACAAGACCUCUGAGAUCACGAACAGCCACCACUUGGGAGUAGCAAGAUGGCUGCUCUCUUUGAAAAAAAAGUAUUUUUAUUUUUACUACAGAAAUAACUUCAUGAUUGAUAUUAAUGUAUUUGAUGAUAAAAUAUUGUAGAACACACUAAUAUAAUUCCAAUUAGAGAAUCACAAAGACUACUCUUCAAAAAUUAGAAAGUGAAGAAAUAAAAUUAAAGUGGGAAAUAGCCACUUGAAGAAAAAUACACAGAUUGGGGGGCAGAGCCAAGCCAGCAAGCUGACAAGUUGUGCCUCGCAUGAGCUCCUGCUGCACGGUCUAUACCCUCGAUGAUGUCUUGGGCUGCAGUGCUGGAAACCUCUCAUAACAGAGCUAUACAGAUUAGGGCAGCCUGCAGGUACCUGUAGUCACCAAACUCAACACCUAGAGCGACCGGGAACUGCAGCAGAAGGCUGAGGCCUACUGGAGACGGUGGAUGGGAAAGGCGGCCGCUUUCCUCCUGCUGCCACAAGUGAGCAAGACACCAGUGGGGGAUUCCCCGUGGACCAGUGGGGGAUAUCCCGGUCCCUGCCAGACGGAGCAACCCACGCCCCAUACCUCACGGCUGACCCUGCAGACUACACAAGAUACACGGGAGCCGAGGUCUCCAAAAUGGCAGCCGCAUCAGACUCAGUUUCACGUGGCAAGCUGAUGCAGCAGCAUGACCUGGCAGGCCCAAGCAACAAAGUAAAAGACACUCUUGAUGAUAUGUAUGACCGAUUCUGGGCCUAGCUGCUAACCCGUAUUAGGCCAGCUAUGACUACCACUGUACCAACUGAACAGGACCAAGUACACAGCCAGAGGAGGUUUGGGAAGCCACUAAAGGGCACAAAGCGGUCCCCCCACCUCAGCCAUUCAUACAAGUUGCCCACCCGAGCUGAAAGCAACAAGGGCCACAACCCACAGGUACCAGCCACACAUGGGUAGGGCCACAAGGCAUAAGUGACAACACACAGCGAACGACCGCAGGACCCAACACACCAUCCCAACAGGGAAGACCCUGGACCUCAAUGGAUUCCAGGGUCAUGCCAAGAGGGUACCAACUUUCACACAGCACCGGUGCUGGAGGGUUGUCUCACCUCCACGAUGCUGCACUUGCCCCCCAAAUGGACUGAGCCCAAACAAGAGAAAUAACUCUUGCAGGGGUGUCAGAUGACUGCUCAACACACCAUAUCAAGGGGCUUGCAUGGUAAUCCGCAACCUGGGUCCACGAAGCAACGACAAGGAGUCACAUAACUGUUCACGAGGAAACAUGCUUUAGUCUGUGUAACUUAUAUGUCUAUCUCUCCUGCAUUUAUUUUCACACUUUAGUAAUGUUCUAAUAUAAUAUUAUAAAAAUGUGCAAGUCUUAUCUAUUCCCCAUUAUACAAUGUGAUGCAAUGCCCAAGGGAAUGCCAUUGGGGUACCUCAAGCCUGUUUGCAAUACUCUUAUGCACAACAAAAAUACUAAAUAAAAUAAAAAAAAUACCUAGAUAAAAAAAAUCACACUGAGAGGCCUUUUUAAAAUGCCCACCUCCGAUCAAGAUGAAGAUAUCUCUAAGGAAGAGUGGUACAAGCAACAGGAAAACUGCCCCUUAGGCCUAAUUCGAAUUUUCAUUAAUAAGAAAAACAGGGUCUUACUUGCUAUAGACAGAGACAUCAACCAACUUAAAGAAAAACAAUCUGUAUAAGAACAGUCAUGAAUACAAACAGAAUUCAGUCCUUAUUCAGAGUAAAAUUUUAAAAGUUGCCACAGAAACCAAGCAUAUUAAAAUAAAAAAAAAUCAGAGACAAACAAGACUAUGCUAAAGGACAAAUCAGAACAUAUAACACAAAGUCAAAAGACCCCUCUACAAACUUCUGCAAUAGAGAUAGAAGCCCACUGCAAACAAAUAUCACUGUAACACUAACCAAAGAAGAUUCUCACCCUCUAUCAACAGACGAUAUAAUAAAUAUUCUAGAAAAGAAAAACCUGAACCAUCUUCUAGAUAUAGAUAUUAAAAAAAACCACUUCACCCCCACAAAAAAAAGAUACCAUUCUUUCUACACUUCCCAUCACCACAGAAACAACACAAACGUCUCCCCCCAAAAACCUGUCCCAUAUAAAAGACAAUAUAUUGUUCCCAACAUUGCCUCAUGUGACCAACCACUUGAAUAUAUAUCCCCCAAACCUCAAAGAAAAAUAAUUACCAUAACCCAUUUCUUAAAAAACAAAACCCCUAACAGACAAAUCUUAAGAGCACCCCCUACAGCAGAUGACCUUAUGAAAAGAAAUCGCUUUUAUACCCUAUCAUCUAAUUACACCUCAGAUGUAGAAUAAGAUUUUAUUUUUAGAGAUAGGUACUACAAAAUACAGAACAGAAGAAAAAGGGGGGAAAAAAGAAGUCUUAAACUAGAGGAAGAAGAAGUGACAGGAGAUUUCAAUAAAGGAAGAAUAGAGCUACCUUAACAACUACCAAUACAUUGAAUAAAUCACCAAAAAGUCUUGGUAUUUUUAACUUAUCUCAUAAAGUUUUAAAUGCAACAGAAACUGCUGUUUUAAGUAAAGGAGAGAAAUAUACCCCCACACACAAAUUCGACCAGUUCGCAGCCUACAUCAACAAGUUUGUCAGAGAAGCUACUCUAAAAAGAUUUUAUGAAUACGGCAAUGAGCAAAAUACAAAUAUAGACUAAACUAACAUUCCUGAUCCUAAACCUAUUUUAAAUGUUUUCCCAUAUUCUCAUACUAAUUUAAAACCAAACAUUUUAUCCUUUUUUUUAAUCAAAUUGUUUAGAUACUUUAGAAAAACUAGUCAUUAAAAAUCUGAAAAAAAAUUCAGUAUGAUAACUGAGGAUGUGCUGCAGUAAAAAUAUUAUCUGUAUCAUUCACAGUAUCGUUCACUCAAACCAAAUUGAUUUAAUUUUAGAAAGUAUAAAUAUUAUUAUUAUGAUAUUUAUAGAGCGCCGUCAAAUUCCGCAGAGCUUUACAAUGGGUGGAUGAACAGAUAUGUAGUUGUAACAAGACAAGUUACAGACAGGAACAGAGGGGUUGAGGGCCCUGCUCAAUGAACUUACUGAUUUUAACAAAAAAUGUUCUUUAGUUUUACAAUUCCUUUUACCUUCAAAAACGGGACAAUGCCAUGGGGACAAAGAUGGCCCCAAGCUAUAAUUUGUUCAUGACGGCAUUGGAAGAUGAAUGCAUCUGGGCAAAUACAAGAUGGAGAAAAAAUUCUAAUCUUAUAUAAAACAUAUAUUGCCCACCUAUUUUUUAUUUUUUUUUUGGAAAGGCUUAGAAUCAAACCUAAAGGAAUUCUUAACCUUUUUAGACAAUGAUAGAGGCAUUAUUUAAAAAUUUUAUUUUAGUCAAACUAGUGUUCACUUUUUAGACUUAGAAGUCUAUAUUAAAAAUAACAUUCUCUGUUCUAAAAUCUACUUAAAAAAAUACAUACUAAUUCUUUUAUUGAUUUUACUAGCUGUCACUACUCCCCGUGGCUAGAAGGCAUCACAAAAAGCCAAUAAAUACACUUAAAACAAAACUGCAUAGAUCCUUCAAUAUAAUUUUAUCAAGCCCAUGUUUUAAAAAAGAAACUUGAAGAAACAAAUAUAAUACCAAACAAAUGGAAUCUUUAAUUGAGGUGAUUAUACAACAAAAAUGAAAUUAUCUAAUACAGUAUAUUAAAAAAAACAAGUAAAAAUAAUAUCACUAUGCCCAUCAUUCUGGAUUUUACCAACAAAAGUUUUAAGAUGAAAAAAAUCAUUAAAAAAACACUGGGAGAUUUUAAAAGAAGAUAAGCUUUUAAAAUAUAUCAUCCCAGACAAUCUCUGCAUCCCCUACAUCAUGAAGUGCCCCUUUGUGCCUCCCCCCAAUUUAAAUUGAAGUUGGGCACACUGAGUCUCCAUUCACAAGCUGCAGAAGCAGUGCUGUCACUGGGGAACUGUGUUCCUCCCUUUUCCAGUGACUGGCCAGGUGGGGCACUGUGCUGGGAAGACUUCCUCAUAGGUCAGAGGAAGCUCAGCUCGGCUCUGCACAGAAGGUGAAGAGAAUGAGGCAUCCAGGCAGCUGCUGGUAAGUGUGAGUCAGUGUGUGUAGUUCAGACUCUGUGUGUUUCGGGAGCGUCGACAGUCUGUGUGUGUGUGUGGGGGGGGGGGGUCAGUCUGUGUGUGUUUGUGUGUAUGGGUCAGUCUGUGUGUGGGGGAUCAGUCUGUAUGUGGGGGUGGGGUGUUCAGUCUGUGUGUGUGGGGGGCAGUUUGUGUGCGUGGGGUCUGUCAGUCUGUGUGUGUAUGGCUCAGUCUGUGUGUGUGUGGAGGGGUUAGUUUGUGUGGGGUGGGUCAGUAUGUGUGUGUGUGGGGUCAGUCUGUGUAUGUAUGGGUCAGCCUGUGUGGGGCAGCAGUCUCUGUGUGUGUAUGUGUAUGAGCCUGUCUGUGUGGGGGAGCAGUCUUUUCGUGUGUGUGUGUGUAUGUGUAUGGGACAAUGUGUGUAUGGGUCAGUCUGUGUGUGUGUGGUGGGGGGCUCAGUCUUUGUGUGUGGGGAUCAGUCUGUGUGUGCGGUGGGGGUUCUGUCUGUGUGCAUGGUUCAGUCUGUGUAUGUAUGGGUCAGUCUGCAUGUGGGGGACAGUCUGUGUGUAUAGGUCAGUCUGUGUGUGUGUGUGUGUGUAUGGGUAAGUUUGUGUGGGGGGGUCAGUCUGUGUGUGUAUUGGUCUGUCUGUGUGUUUGUGUGUGUGUAUGGGUCAGCUUGUGUGUGGGGUGGGUCAGUCUGUGUGUGUGGGAGUCAGUCUCUGUGUGUGUGUGUGAGGGGGGUCAAUCUAUGUAUGUGGCAGUCAGUCUGGUGUGGUGGGGGUUCAGUCUGUGUAUGUAUGAGCCAGUCUGUGUGGGGGAGCAGUCUGUGUGUGUGUAUGGGUCAGUCUGUGUAUGUGUAUGGUUCAGUCUGUGGGUUUAUAUGAGUCAAUCUGUGUAAGUGCUUGAGCUCUAAGAGAUACACCUCUCAUCUCGUGGCCUCCCCUGUACCAGAUUGAUAGGCAGCCUUCUCAACCACCAAAGAUCUGGUUUUGCCACCCUGUCCCUGCAAGUUAAAAUCAGGGAAAGGGAAAUAUUCAUUUUCUUUUUCCUUUUUAAAACAAUUAUUAAAGUAAAAAAUGUAAAAAAAAAAUUGUAAAGCUCUUUCCUAUCCCACUCUCUACGUCCCCUGAACACAGAACACCCUCGCAGACAGUGAACCCCCCACACACUCCAACCAACAAAGAGUACACAUUUUCAUACACAUGCAAUGCACUCCUCAAACACAUCAUCUCUUUACCCACAUACACACUUCUUCCCCACAUACCUUCACCCCCACACACACAUCCAUACAUGCUUCACCUCAUUACACACCAAAUCUCAUAUAUAUAUAUAUUUAUAUAUAUAUAUACAGGUCCUUGAUAAGCAUACACUGCAACCCCAAUACACAUACACUCACAAUGCAGCCCGUAGAUGCCCAUGCACACACUUUACAUGCUCUUUCAGCACAUACACAAUCUCAAAAGCUCCUAUACAUGAGCACGUGCUCACACUACAACCCCUAGAAACACAUAGUACACCUCUAUACACACACACUUCACCCCUUCUAAACACCAUGGAAAAUUAUCUUGCAUCUCCUGAAAAGGUUUUCCAGUUUUCUUGAAAAGGUGUCUUGCCUGUAAUAAUAAAAGUGCAGAGGUGGAACUAGGGAGUGCUAGUGUUGCGGUUACACCGGGGCCUAUUGAGUGGCUCAUGCAAUUAUGCCACCUGAUGGGCAUGUGUUUUCAGGGGCCAAAACCGUUCUUUUGCACCAGGGCCCACUCUCUGUGAGUUCCGCCAUUGUGCAGCAACUUUGCCGGCACACAAGCUCUGCCCCUGCAUGGAAGAUUGCCUCCCCGUACGCAGGCUCCUCCCCUAGUCUCUGACUGAGACGCACAUUCUGGCAGGCAUACAGUGACAGGCACACACUCUCUCACUGAGACACACACUGACUGAGACACACACACAUUUUCUCACACACUCACAAAUUGCUAUUUUUAUUUUAAUUUAAAUGCACUCAGCCUUCCUACCUUUGGGAGAGCCAAGUGUAUAAUUUCCUGGCAUCCAGUGUGUCUCGCCUCAAUCUUCCUGCAGUUUCUCUCUGCUCCCCUACGCGCUCUCUGUAGUGAUGCCGGGGCCGGAGUGACAUCAUGUCACUAAACAGCGCACAAGGGAGCAGAGAGGAACUGCAGGAAGGUUGCUACUCCCUCGAGCGCCACCUCCAUGCUCCCCACGGCGGUCAGCUUUAAUGCUUCCUGCACGGCUUAGCAAAGGGCUGACAAUUGCCAGACACCAAGGCAAAAUGUUUAGUCGCCAUGGCGACCUGGCACCUGGAAUUUAUCGAGCCCUGUGUAUGUAUGUGGGUGUAUAUAUAUAUAUAUAUACAUAUAUAUAUAUAUAUAUAUAUAUAUAUAUAUAUAUAUAUAUACACACACAUAUAUAUAUAUAUAUAUAUAUAUAUAUAUAUAUACAUACACACAUAUACACCUUUUAUAACUGCCCCCUACUUUUGUCCCUGACCCAUUAUGUGCCCCCCUAAGUAUGAAUCCUGGAGACGCCACUGCCUGCAUUCUUUUUAGGGGUAACCCAAAUCUUAAAAGUCAUCUUACUAAGAAUUUUACUUAAAGCAAAACUACGUGUUUAAAUUCCUUUUAGAUAAAAAAAUUUUUUAUAAAUGCAAGCAAUGUACAGCAUGCAGAAGCACUAACAAUACAUACACUUACCAAUAUGUUGGCAUGACAACAAGAAAGCUUAAAACAAGGAUUGCAGAUCAUUGCAGAAACAUUUCUAAAGAACGUUUAAAUCCCUUUGUCUCUAAAUAUUUUUUAAUUCACAAUAGAGACCCAAAACACCUUAUAGUUUAUGCAACUGAAAAAGUUGCCCUCUCUUGUGAGGUGGUAAUUUCACAAAGAUAUUAGAUAGCCAUGAAAUGAAAUGAAAUGAAAUGGGCUUUUCAUUUAAAUACCCUAACACCAAAUAGUUGCAAUGUGGAUUUUGAUCUGUUUAUUUUUUUACAAUUUUAUGUGAUACAUGCCCCGCCUUUUUAUUACCUUUUAUACACCUUUUGUGUGCGUUUUUUUUACCCUGAUUAAGCCACUAGUAUGUAAGUCCUGGUAUUUCUUGUCCCAGUCAUCCUAUUAUGGUUCUUGUCUAGCCCCACAGUGUGUCUGUGAUAUUUCUAAUUUUCUGCUACUAAACUUGACUUGAUUAUCGUUUGCUUUUUUUCUGUAUUCCUGAGUUUUUGCUUAUCUUUCGUCUAUUCUAAUUUCUCCUACAAUUGAUCUUGUCUCUCUCCCUGACCAUUAUUAUGUUAUGCGUGACCACACUAUUGUACUCUCUGUUGUAGAUUAGGGUCUGUGUGUUUGGGGUUCCUUACACAUAUCGUGACAUGCACUUUGUGAAACUUAACUUGACUAAGACUAGUAGUAUCUUGGCUCAAAUUCUCAGUGAUAUCCCUGAAAGAUGUUAGUGUUAUGGAAAUAUGCAAAGAGUCAGAUGAAAUAGAUGUGUUCUAUCCUCAGUAUUGUACAGUUGCAAGAAAAAGAUUGAAUCAGCCAUACAGUAAGCCCUCCAUUUUGUAAUAACAUAACUCCAUAUGUUUAAUAUAUAAUUAAAAAAAACUCUCCAAUAUCUUGGCAAAAUUGAUAAGACCAUUGUUAAUAAAAUGGUCCUUUGCAUCUAAGAUGUAAUUUGGCAAAAACAAGUUUAACUCAUGACACUGAAGUCAUCCUUAGGUGUUUAUCCAAGAUGUAAUAAUGGCAGUCUUGUGACAUUUACUUAAUAAUUAAUUAUGUGAUAGUGUCCAAAAAGAAGUCUAGACAUUAGGACAGGCUGGACAUUAGGUAAAAUAUUGCUAAGACUGCUUGAAUAUUUCAUGUAACACCUAACAUAUUCACAUUCAUUGACUGCAACACACUGCCUGAUUGAAAUUAAUUAAUAAAUACAGUUGCAAGAAAAAGUAUGUGAACCCUUUCGAAUGAUAUGGAUUUCUGUACAAAUUGGUCAUAAAAUGUGAUCUGAUCAUCAUCUAAGUCACAACAAUAGACAAUCACAGUCUGCUUAAACUAAUAACACACAAAGAAUUAAAUGUUGCCAUGUUUUUAUUGAACACACCAUGUAAACAUUCACAGUGCAGGUGGAAAAAGUAUGUGAACCCUUGGAUUUAAUAACUGGUUGAACCUCCUUUGGCAGCAAUAACUUCAACCAAACGUUUCCUGUAGUUGCAGAUCAGACGUGCACAACGGUCAGGAGUAAUUCUUGACCAUUCCUCUUUACAGAACUGUUUCAGUUCAGCAAUUUUCAUGGGAUGUCUGGUGUGAAUUGCUUUCUUGAGGUCAUGCCACAGCAUCUCAAUCGGGUUGAGGCCAGGACUCUAACUGGGCUACUUCAGAAGGCGUAUUUUCUUCUGUUUAAGCCAUUCUGUUGUUGAUUUACUUCUAUGCUUUGGAUCAUUGUCCUGUUGCAACACCCAUCUUCUGUUGAGCUUCAGCUGGUAGACAGAUGGCCUUAAGUUCUCCUGCAAAAUGUCUUGAUAAACUUGGGAAUUCAUUUUUCCUUCGAUGAUAGCAAUCCGUCCAGGCCCUGACGCAGCAAAACAGCCCCAAACCAUGAUGCCCCCACCACCAUACUUCACAGUUGGGAUGAGGUUUUGAUGUUGGUGUGCUGUGCCUUUUUUUCUCCACAAAUAGUGUUGUGUGUUUCUUCCAAACAACUCAACUUUGGUUUCAUCUGUCCACAGAAUAUGUUGCCAGUACUACUGUGGAUCAUCCAGGUGCUCUUGUGCAAACUGUAAACAUGCAGCAAUGUUUUGUUAGGACAGCAGUGGCUUCCUCUGUGGUAUCCUCCCCAUGAAAUCCAUUCUUGUUUAGUGUUUUACAUAUUGUAGAUUCGCUAACAGGGAUGUUAGCAUUUGCCAGUGACUUUUGUAAAUGUUUAGCUGACACUCUAGGAUUCUUCUUCACCUCAUUGAGCAGUCUCUGCUGUGCUCUUGCAGUCAUCUUUACAGGACGGCCACUCCUAGGGAGAGUAGCAGCAGUGCUGUACUAUCUCCAUUUAUAGACAAUUUGUCUUACCGUGGACUGAUGAACAGCAAGGCUUUUGGAGAUACUUUUAUAACCCUUUCCAGUUUUAUGCAAGUCAACAAUUCUUAAUCGUAGGUCUUCUGAGAGCUCUUUUGUGCAAGGCAUCAUUCACAUCAGGCAAUGCUUCUUGUGAAAAGAAAACCCAGAACUGGUGUGUGUUUUUUAUAGGGCAGGGCAGCUGUAACCAACACAUCCAAUCUCAUCUCAUUGAUUGGACUCCAGUUGCCUGACAUCUCACUCCAAUUAGCUCUUGGAGAUGUCAUUAGUCUAGGGGUUCACAUAAUUUUUCCACCUGCACUGUGAAUGUUUACAUGGUGUGUUCAAUAAAAACAUGGCAACAUUUCAUUCUUUGUGUGUUAUUAGUUUAAGUAGACUGUGAUUGUCUAUUGUUAUGACUUAGAUGAUGAUCAGAUCACAUUUUAUGACCAAUUUGUACAGAAAUCCAUAUCAUUCCAAAGGGUUCACAUACUUUUUCUUGAAACUGUAUUUAUUAAUUCAUUUCAAUCAGGCAGUGUGUUGCAGUCAAUGAAUGUGAAUAUGCUAGGUCUUGCAUGAAAUAUUCAUGCAGUCUUAGCAAUAUUUUACCUAAUGUCCAGCCUUCUUUUAAUGUUUAGCCUUCUUUUUGGACACUAUCACAUAAUGAAUUAUUAAGUAAAUGUCACAAGACUGCCAUGAUUACAUCUUGGAUAAGCACCUAAGUAUGACUUCAGUGUCAUGAGUUAAACUUGCUUUGCCAAAUUACAUCUUAGAUGCAAAGGACCAGGUUAUUAACAAUGGUCUUAUCAAUUUUGCCAAGAUAUUGGAGAGUUGCCUAGUUUUUUAAAUUAUAUAUUAAACAUAUGGAGUUAUGUUAUUACAAAAUGGAGAGCUUACUGUAUGGCUGAUUCAAAUCCCACAUCACCAAGGUCUGCCACUUCCUACCCAAUCCUCCGUGACUAAGGAGCUAACAAUCCCAAUGAAAUUAUCGUAAAUCGUGUUGUGGAUUGGCUUCAGCUGUUUUAGAAUAUGCUCCUGGAUCUCCAAAGUACAAUUCCACCUGUUCCCUACAUCUAGUUUGAGAUGGUGCUGCUGGAUGCCUGCCUUCCUUGGUUCCUUUUUCAGAAGCCGUCUAUUCUUAACACUACGGGGAAAGUGUCCUGCAAUCUUUAUCAGGAGAUAUGACCCUAUUUGCUGCUCCGUCACCACAAAACCCAUUUCUGUCUGUGUGCUAGCUGGCUGUCCUAGCCACUGUGCCAUUAUUUUCUUCAGUAUAUUAUAUGAGGUGUGCUGCUCAUUUACCUCAUCAUGGAGGAGGAAGGAGUGGUCUCCCUGCUUGCCUGAAGCACUGGAAACCAUAACAGAGCCCCAUGCUCCUGAACUGGUUACAUCUUCUGACACCUUUGGCACAACCAAUAUCCUUUCAAUGACAGGAAGGCAUUCUGGUCUUUGGGAGUACACCAUAGGUUGGUUGUGAAGUGUAGUAAAAUAUACUAACCAGUUUUCAUUUGCACCUCCUUCAACACCACAACCAGGAACCAUGAUGGGAGCUUGUUUUAUGGUGAAACAAGCUGAGUGAAGAGCUACUGUCUACCAUAUUAAAGGGGGCUCUUCCAAUGGCUAUCAGCUAGCCGAUUAAUCAAAUUGUUUUGCUGUACUGUUGCCUGGACAUCCCUCUAGAAUGAAACCUGCCAAAUUGUUCCUAGGUGGGCUAUAAAACCUGCCUGGAAUGACUGACAGGCCUAUCUUUAUUUCAGAAAAUAAACAUGGAGAGCACAAUGUAGAACAUGAUGACUACAGGAUGGAAGCUGCUCCCUGGUCUAAGAAGACCUCUCAACACUGCUACUAAUGGUUGCUUUUCCUGCUUGGAACCUAUCCUUCCCUCAAUGUCUUCUUUAAUUUUGAGGGUGGGCUAAGCAGACUAUUAGUACUUCUACAAGUGUUUGACCUCCUCCUACUGCUGGCUCUGUUUGAUGACAUAACUAGAAGGGCAGAAAACUGAAUGAAACUGUGGUUUAUUUUUCCUCUACUUUGAAAUGAUUUAAACAGAAGCAAACACCAUCAGUACAGUUGGGGGUGGUAUCACUGGUGGUGCUGAUGGACCUAGAACUGCCUGUCAAUGAUAUCUAAGUAAGUUACAAUGGGUAAGUGCUGCUAGUUCUCAAUGUCAUUGGACAGCUGGCAGUGGUGAUUAUUGUGUAACUGGCACUACCAGCAACACAUGAGCUUCUUUUUUGGCCACUUUCCUCUGGGAGAGAGUGUGAAGAGGAUGAUCUAUUAUUUGGUGUGGUUUUUUUUUAUGUAUUAAAAACAAAAAAAGAAAACCUGUAAAACAAACAAAUCUUUCUUUAACAAAAAAAUGGAAAAUGGGGGCUGUGUAAAUGACAAAUGUAUGACUUUUUUUAGGCCACAAAGUACAACUAUAAACUGAGUUAAUCUGUGUGGUGCUUUGUGCCUGUGAGAGGACUACAUCUUCCCUAUUUGCUACUAACCAUUAACAUACAAUUAACUACAACUAACUUACUACUUCUACUUAUUACUAUAACUAUUAACUAACUAAUGGAGGUAAGAUUAAUUUAAAGAAAAAUAAAAUAAAGAAAAUGAGACAAAAAAAGAUACGAACAAACUAAUACACAAACAUAAUUUUGUCACUGUGUUUGCAAUGAAAAAAAUAAAUAAAUAUAAAAUAAUAGUAAUUCCUAUCAAACACAAUCUUUGUUAAUGUGGCUAAAAUUUUUAUUUAAAAAAAUUGAGGCUUUCGAAUUCAUCACCUGCUUUCCAAGUAAAAUUAAAUCAAAGAAAAAACAAAUAAUAUCAGAUUUUUUUUUUAAAGGCCCUUCCCUGCUAAGUACAACUGUAGCUCCAUCACCCACCCACUAACACUGUUAGCUUUCCUUAAUUUACUCUAACAAACAAAAUAAAACAUUUUUCAAAAAAUAAAACUGUUGAGUAAAUGGAUCGCUAGAUUAACAGACCAACUACUACAAAAAAGUGAACCCAGAGGCUCAGUGUAGCCUAGCCUUGAAGGCAGGCAGUGCAGAAAAAAAAGAAUUCAGAUACAUUGGUACUCAGGCUGCCUGCUCUGCACACAGAUUAAACAAAGAGUAACUGUCUUUCACAAAUGUCUUUCUUCAUACCCUGGGGUACCUCCUUGUCAGGGCCAAUCCUGGGUGGGUGCACAGGGUGCAAUGCGCCCAGGCACCAUGUGAGUUGAAGCAGAGGAUUGGCUGCCAACAAGCAGCAAAAAAUCCCUCUUUAAUUUAUAAACUGCUUACAAAAGCUGCAGAUUUCUUUUCUGCUGUCUUUGCUUGCUCUCCCCUUUAUCCUCAGCCCAGACUUUCUGUGGCUGUCCAAUCACAGACUUCACAACACAGCUCAAUGAGAAGUCUUUGAAAGGCAGAAGUUCUGAGUAAUUGCUGCUUCUUGAGUUUAGCUCCACUAAGCUAAUGAAACCAGGAAUGAUCUGCAUGGAACCUGGGGGUGUACCAAGGCUAAUUUAUAAAACGUCAAAUUUCUAUUUCUAUCUGCAGUUUUUGUAAAAUGAAUAAAAGAGGACACACACUUUUCACACAUAAAGCAUUUCAGAUACCCAAAAAUAGUAAUUUCAGAUUCCAAAGGGUCUGAAGUGUCACUUUAAACAUCAGUGGUUUGAUAAAAAUAGUGACAGGUAUUUAGCAAGUAGCUGCUAAAAUAUAACAAGAGGUAUGGAGAUAUGGCUGUCCUUUGCCUACCUUGAAGACGUAUAGGAUUUCUGGCAUAAAUGAUCUAAUUUCCACGGGAAAUAUGCUUACACUAAAGUGAGAAUUUAAGGUGAAGUUAAAGUGAAUUUUAAAUACAAGGUCAAAAUUGCCACACUGUAAAAAUCAAAAAGUCAGCUAUGCUUUCAGUUCUGAUACUGUGGCCUUCAAUUUGAAAUUCAAAUUGAAUUCACUUUAAAUUCGUGACCUUGACAGGUUGUCUAAUAAGUAUCAUUACCUGUCACUAUUUCCAUGUUUCUAUAUGUUUCUAUAUGGCAGUUUUUUAACAUGCUUGUAGAAUUUUCUACAUCAGUGUAACUAGCAAAUUCCAUUACUGCGUAACUUGUACCGGACAUUGCAUAAUGUGUAUCACAUGCAUAUCUUUCGAUCUAUAAAUCAAAAUGUGCUUCUGAAAUCAUAGUGUGAGUUUCUUGGAUUGCACAAUAAGUGUCACCAAUGGCAUUCUUCAUUCAUCUGUAUAUAGAAAACCCACAGACAGGUACAGCUACCUCCACAAUUCCAGUUUCCAUCCCAAUCAUACCAAACAAGGUAUCAUCUAUAGCCAGGCUAUCAGAUAUCUCCGAAUUUGCUCUGACACAGGAGACAGAGAUCAACACCUGAGUACACUGUCAGAGUCAUUUAGGGAAAAGGGAUACAAUGAAAAUACAAUAUCUAAAAAAAAAAAAAUCUGCACGAAAAACACAAUGGAAAAGGCUAUACUGUCUACAAUACAAAGAAAAGGAAAACAAAACUAAAAUCCCUCUGGUAGUUACAUAAACCCAACUCUAGAAGGAGUGUGUAAAUUAUUAAAGAGCUACAGCCGUUAAUUUCAGAAGACCUCACAUUCACAGAAAUAUUUCCUAAGCCCCCGUACUAGUAUUCAAAUAACCUGAAACAUAGAUUAGUGGGCAGCAAACUGACCACAGAACAGGAGCUCACACAGAAUGGCACUGUACUAUGCAAUAAAUCACUCUGCAAACUGCGUCAACAUAUAUGUGGCAAUAACACAGCACAAUUACUAAUCAUUCAACAUUAAGGGAUCAUAUUCAUGCACAUCUACAAAUGUGUUGUACAUGAAACAUAGUACAGUGUGUGACAAAGGUUGUUACAUUGGAGAAACUCGCCUUAAGCUGCAUCUCAGAAUGAGCCUACACAGACACUCAAUCAAGGAAAACAAAUAUUAUACCCCGUUGGUCAUCACUUCACACUCGGCGCUGGGUCAGGCUCAGCCCUCGUUCCUCCCCCGCCGACAUCAGCUGGCUGGGGAGACCUAAUGCACAUGUGCGGCAAUGGCCAUGCUCACCUUACGAUUUCCUCAGAGGAAAGCAUUAUUCAAUGCUUUCCCAUGGGGAUUCCGGUGAUGCUGAAAGUCCUCAUGCAUAACGUGUAAAGAUGCUACUUGGUAUAUAUCAAUAAAUUGUAUUUAAUUUUUUAAUAGGAUCAAUUCUUCUUCAAGAACAGUAAUGAGGAAAAAUAUUCUCUCUUGUACUAUUGCAUAGUAAAAGCCUGUUAUCAAUAUUUUAAUAUAAAUAUAUAUUUUUUCUCUUAAGAAAAUUAGAAACUAUUCAGACUGUGCUUAAGCCUGUGUAGAUGUCAUCAGUGAGGCGACAUUUUUAUCCCUAAUUAAAAUGAAAAAUAGUUUUAUGUUUUUACAUUUUAUUUCCUAAAUGUAUUGAAUUUUAGGUUGAUCCAACACCAUACUAUGAAGCAUGCAUCCGAGAAGCCUGUGUGUGUGACAUGGAAGGAAAAUAUCUUGGGUUUUGCACAUCUAUUGCUCUGUAUGCUGAAGUUUGUAAUGCUGCUGCAGUAUGUAUUGAUUGGCGUACUCCAGAUCUUUGUCGUAAGUACUUAAUUUCUUGUUUGGUUUAAUGAUAUCAAUUAUCUUACUAAUCUGCUUUGAAGAAUUAUACAUACUUUAUAGAUAUACUGUUUACACUUUGUUCUUACUGUGUAGUGGCAUCACCAUUGUCAGAAUGUAUACACAAACUGUGAAUAUUCCUAUGAAUAUUGUCUGUAAUACAUUGUCAGGAUACAAUUAUGGACAGUUCAUUAAAUGCCUUGAAAAUCAUAUAUCAGAUUUAGUUAAAAAAGGUCAAUCUUCCCUGGACAUUAUGCAGAACAAGUUGGGCUUAUUUAUUUUGGUUAACACCAGUGUAAUGGAUAACUUUAAAAUGUGUUGCAAUUGAAAUGUGUUCGUAUCAUAAAAUGAUUGCUGCAGCCAUUAUGUAAUGAUAUGCUAAUACUUUGAAUAUUGCUUAUUUUAGCCAUUUACUGUGAUUAUUACAAUGCACCUGGAGAAUACAUUUGGAACUAUAAACCUUGUGGAUCUACAAAGAUAAAAACAUGCAAUAAUCUAGAAGUUGGACAGAAAUUCUCAAGCCUAUUAGAAGGUAAAAAUGUCAGAAUACAAUUUGAUAUUAAGUAUAGCUGUAAGAAAUAUGAUUUCUAAUAAUUUACAAAUAUCACAUUUAAAAAAAUAAUAAUAAUAAUUAAUUUCAAUGUAUUCACACAGGGAGGCAUAUGAAAACAUUGUCUUUUCUUAUAAUGCAAAUGUUAAAAAAAACAUCUAUGGAAAGUAUAGAAAGCUUGCAUUUUUUUUCUUGUGAUUAUCAUUCAGUAACAACACUCGGCAAACAGACCAAUAUCAUGUAAUAUCAAGAGGAUAUAUAUAUUUUUUUAAUCAAAACAUCUUCUGCCCUUUAUUAAUAUGUACUAAAGACAUAUUUAUUUUACUUUUAAAUUUAGGUUGCUACCCAAAAUGUCCUGCUGAUACCCCAUACUUGGAUGAAAAUACCAUGAAAUGUGUUAGUCUUCCUGAAUGCAGUUGCUCUUACAAGGGUAAAAUGCUUGCUGCACAUUCUGGUUUUACAGAUGAAUGUGGCAGAAUGUGGUAUGAUAACAUUUAUUUCAUAUAUAUGAUUGCUUUUAUUAGAAUAUAA